This is a messenger RNA of Cynara cardunculus var. scolymus (artichoke), 4532 nucleotides long. Its product is annotated as TMV resistance protein N-like. The transcript is spliced from 8 exons. Lineage: Eukaryota; Viridiplantae; Streptophyta; Magnoliopsida; Asterales; Asteraceae. Gene Ontology annotation, biological process: defense response; signal transduction. The coding region runs from base 1 to 4494 and encodes 1497 amino acids. Gene Ontology annotation, molecular function: ADP binding; ATP hydrolysis activity. The record is from RefSeq and is a predicted model, not a curated record.
AUGGCAUCGGAAUCAUCAUCAUCAUCAUCUAGUAUGCAGCUGGCGUGGAAGUAUGAUGUUUUUUUGAGUUUCAGAGGAGAAGAUGUCCGCAUGAACUUUGUUGAUCAUCUCUCCACUGCCAUGUUCAGUAAAGGGUUUGACAUUUUCAAGGACGAUGUCGCACUUAAACGAGGCGAAUAUAUCACCCCAACACUAUUGGCAGCCAUUGAAAAUUCAAGGGUUACGGUUGUCGUUCUCUCGAAGAGAUAUGCAGAUUCCUCUUUCUGUUUGAUUGAACUGGCCAAGAUUAUGGAGUGCAAUAAGAAGAGAGGCCAGAUUAUAUUACCGGUGUUCUAUGGCGUGGAUGCCUCAGAUGUCAGAAAACAAAGUGGAGCGUUUGGUGCAGGUUUUGCAAAACAUACGAAGGAUAGCAGGGUGAAUGAAUGGAGACAAGCACUGGUGGAUGUAGCCGAAAUUGCUGGAUGGGGACCAAAUAGAUAUGAGGUCAAAAUGAUUGAAGAAAUUAUUGAAACAAUAUCACUUGGACGGCCUUGGAAAACCAAAAAUUCAACUGUUUAUAGGAACCUAAUUGGAAUAGAGCCUCGCAUGCAAUGUGUAAAAUCUCUGAUGGAAAUCGAGUCUGGUACUGGUGUUCGUAUGAUUGGAAUAUGGGGGAUAGGAGGCGGAGGCAAGACUACUCUUGCCACGGCCAUCUAUAAUGAAGUCAAUUGCAUGUUUGAUGGGCGGUGCAGCUUAGUUGAAAACAUCAAGGAGGAACCAUUAAACCGUGAUGUUUUCAAGGAAAGAUACUUGAAAUUAGGGAGUAUUAACGAAGGAAAAUGUAUGAUAGAGGAGAGGAUGUGUCGCUUUCGUGUUCUAAUUGUUCUGGAUGAUGUUAAUCAUGGUAGCCAACUAGAAGCAUUAGCAGGAUCACACGGCUGGUUUGGUCCAGGGAGCCGGAUCAUUAUAACAACAAGAAAUAAGAAUUUGCUCGAAGCUCAUGGAGUAGAUUCAAUACAUGAAGUCAAUUUAUUAAAAGAUUGGGAGGCUAUUCAACUCUUCAAUAGGUAUGCUUUUCGAAAUAAACAACCAUCAAAAGUGUUUGAGGAGCUUUCACUAAAUGUGGUUCGUUAUACCUGUGGGCUUCCAUUGGCACUUAAAGUCUUGGGUUCAUCAUUAUGUAACAAAAAGUUUGCGGCUUGGAAAAGUGCGUUGGAAAGACUCAAAGAUAUGCCUAACAAAGAUAUCUUCGAAAUACUCAAGAUAAGCUACGACUGUUUACAACCAGACGAGCAAGAGAUGUUCCUAGAUAUUGCAUGCUUUCUUAGAGGUCGUGAGAAAGAUGAGGUGUUGGAAAUGCUCAAUGCUCGUGGAUUUCACACUGAUAUCUUGCUGGAUGUUCUAAUAGAUAACUCCCUUGUACGUGUCUCAAAUGGGAACCUUCAAAUGCAUGACCUUGUACAAGAAAUGGGUCACUGGAUUGUUCGAAAAGAGCACAACAAACAUAGCAGAAUUUGGCAAGCUGGAGAACUUCUCAAGAUAUGUACUGGAGACACACCAAUGAAGAAGAAAGUAAUCAAAGGAAUACAAGUAAGGUUUGACGAUGAAUGCCCAAUAGACUUUUCUGAUGCUUUCACCGACAUGGUUGAUCUUCAGUUUCUUGAUAUCAGCAUAUUUCCUCUGUGGAAAGAUGUACCAGAUGUUAAGGAGCCUAACGUUCUUCCAGAUAGCUUGCAGUGGCUUUCAUGGUCUAAUUAUCCUGGAAAAUCAUUGUCACCAGGUUUCAAAGCAAAAAAUCUUGCGGGCAUAUGUGUAACAAGUAGCAAGAUUGUUCAACUUUGGGAGGAGGAUAAGGUCAUUGAUAAGCUCAGCAAUUUGAAAAUGCUUGAUCUCUCGGGCUCAAAGUAUCUAACCAGAAGUGAGAGUUUCUUUUACACUGAUCAAAUGGAGUCGGAAUCAGAUGCUACUCAACUGUCGUGGAAUUACGAUGUGUUUUUUAGUUUUAGAAGAAAAGACACCCGUAACAACAUUGUUGAAGAUCUCUGCAGAUCCUUAUCCAAUCGCGGCAUCAAUGUUUAUGAGGACAAUAUUGCAGAAUUUCAUCAGGGUAAAGAGACAAUCCUUGCUGCCAUGGAAAGGUCCAGGUUUGUGAUUGUCGUUAUCUCUAAGAAUUACUUACGUUCUACUUGGUGUAUGAAUGAACUUGCCCAGAUUAUGGCGACUAGGACUGGCAGAAGGCGGAUAGUUAUACCCGUGCUUUAUAAUAUAAAGCACACGGAAGUAUUUUCCCAAGCAGGACCUCUCGGGGCAAGUUUUGAUCAGAUGCUUCGUCGGUAUGAGAGGUGGAGAAAAUGGCUUCUUCCACUACAGGAAGCGAGUGGGCUUGCUGGCUGGACAAAUAUCAGCUAUAGGCAGAAAUCGAUUGAAGAAAUAGUUGAUAUUAUAUCACGUGGAGUAUCAUCCUCACAAGCAAAUUAUGAGAGCAACCUAAUCGGAGUGGAGCCUCACAUGCAGCAUAUUAUCAAGGAUCUGUUAAAAAUUGGGUCUGGUGGUGUUCGUAUGAUUGGAAUAUGUGGGGUAGGUGGCAUAGGCAAGACCACUCUUGCCAUGGCCGUUUACAACGAGAUCUCUUGCAAGUUUGGUGGGCGCUGCUGCUUUAUCGAAAGCCUCAAGGAGUAUUCACGUAAGAAUGGUUUGAAGAAACUGCAAGAAAAGAUCCUCACAGAUGUUUUUAAGGCAAGCAAUAUGACGUUAAUGAGCACCGACGAAGGAAAACGCAUGAUAAAGGAGAGGAUGGGCCGCUUCAGCGUUCUAAUUGUUUUGGAUGAUGUAGAUGACAGUAGUCAACUAGCGGCAUUAGUAGGAAAGCGUUCCUGGUUUGGCAUGGGAAGCCGAAUCAUUAUAACAGCAAGAGACAAGUGUUUGCUUGAGGCCCAUGAAGUGGACUCAAUACACCAAGUUGACUUGUUAAAAGACGGAGAGGCUGUAGACCUAUUUAAUAGCUACGCAUUUCCAAAGAAUAAGACGUUAAAGGAAACCCGUGAAGAGAAUGACAAGCUUUCGGUUGACAUAGUUCAUGCUGCUGGUAGCCUUCCUUUAACACUUAAAGUCUUGGGUUCUUUUCUAUGUGACAAAAUGGAGUAUGCGUGGACAAGUGCACUGGAGGAUCUGAAGUUGGCAAGCACAGAAACUUCAAAAAAGCUCAAAAUAAGCUAUAAUGGAUUAAGACCAGACGAGAAAGAGAUAUUUCUAGACAUUGCACUCUUUUUUAGAAAUCGAAAGAAAGCAGAGGUACUGGAAAUACUCUACGCCUGUGGAGACCAGACUUGUGACAUUGGGGUAGACGUUUUGAUAAAGAAAUCCCUUAUAAGCGUCUCAGAUGGACACUUUCAAGUCCAUGACCUGAUACAAGAAAUGGCUCGUGCCAUUAAUCUAGAAGAGCUCCCAAAAGAACAUGGCAGGAUUUGGCAAGCUGAAGAACUGUUAAAGAAAACGGAAGCAACCAAAGUAACAAAAAUCAAAGGAAUACAAGUGAGGUUUGAGGAUGAACGUCCUAUAGACUUUUCUGAUGCAUUCACGAACAUGAAGGACCUCAGAUUCCUUGAUAUCAGCAUAUCCCAGAUGUCAAAAGACCGAGCAGAUGACAAAGAGCCUAAAGUUCUUCCAAACAAUUUGCGGUGGCUUUCUUGGUCGAAUUAUCCUGGAAAACGUUUGCCACGUGAUUUUCAAGCAAAGGAGCUUGUGGUUCUGUUUAUGACUUGCAGCAAGAUUGUAAGUCUUUCCAUGGAACACAAGCUUUUUGGCCUAACACUGACACUGAAAAUGCUUGACCUUUCCGGCUCCAAAGAUCUGAUCAGCAUCCCAAGCUUUGCCACCUUCCCAAAUCUUGAAAGAUUAAUACUGCAAAAUUGUCACAAUCUGAAACUGGUUGAUCCAUCAAUCGGGAAUCUUGGAAGACUUGUUUCAUUGGAUAUGUCUGGCUGUUCAGAGCUUCAAGCAUUUCCUCCCAUCAUCCGGAUGACAUCCUUGAAGUUUCUUAUCUUCUCCGGAUGCACCAAACUAACAACAUUUCCAGAGAUUCAAGGAAAUAUCGACAGGUUGGAGCAUCUUUGGUUACAAAACAGCGGGAUACAAAAUCUUCCCAACCCAAUCGGACAAAUCAGCAGCCUCAUUUCUAUAGAUGUACGUGAUUGCAAGAGCCUAACAAGUAUGUCGUUCGAAUUCCAUCAAUUAAUAUCUUUAAGAAGCCUUAAGGUUAGUGGUUGCUCAAGACUUGAAAAACUACCAGAGAGCUUGGGUGAUCUGCAGUUCAUGGAGGAGCUUCUUUUAGAUAACACUGGUAUCAGAGAGUUGCCUGCCUUCAUUUGGAAUAUGAUGAGCCUCAGAACACUCUCCUUUAGGCACAUAGACAAAGUCGGUACCUCCAAAAUGACUAAAACCAACGGUAAGAAGUUAUUGCUAGCCUAUUAUCAACACCUUAUAAAUGGAGGGUGUUAUGAUUCAUUUCAUGAAUGAUUGAUUUUAUAAAUAGAGAUGUUUGUUUAUUCAUCAAA